GGUCCAAAUAUGAGCACUGGUCCAAUUAUGGGCUACUCCUGAAAUCUCUUCAUGUAUGCACCCCCGUCUAGCGUCAACACCGCUAACUAUUUCGUCUAUAAGUAUUCUAACGUUAGUGUGCCUUGCAGCCAUAUUUGUUCACGUGUUUAUUUUUAAAAGUGGAAAAAGUUGUUUUUUUGCAACAUUGUUCAGUGCAAAUAUUUAUCAGAAUGCCGAGAAAAACACCAAAAUAUGUUCCUCAAGGAAAAAGACAGUUUUGGAACCCGGAAGAUAUGGAAAAAGCUGUGACAGCGGUAAGAGAAAACAAAAUGGGCACUUUAAAAGCGGCAAAGACUUUCCACGUACCUCGUAGCACAGUUCAACGGCUGUCUAAAAAGGAAAAUCUAUCUCCUGCUCAAGUAGCACGCUCAAAAUUAGGUAGAAAAACGUUUCUGCCAGAUAAAAUGGAGGAAGAACUUGUUACGUACCUUUUAGUUAUGGAACAGAAAUUUUUUGGAUGCACUAUUCAGGACUUGAGGCGGGUGGCAUUUCAACUCGCUCAACGCAAUAACAUUCAAACUCCUUUUAAAUCUAAUGAGGCUGGAAGAGCAUGGACUGAUCUUUUUCUAAACCGCCAUAAAGAUCGCUUAUCUAUCCGUAAACCAUGUGGAACUUCUUAUGCGAGAGCUCUUGGUUUUAAUAAAGAAAACGUAAAAAAGUAUUUUGAUUUGCUUGAAACAGCUUACGAAAAGCAUAAUUUUACUGCCAAUCGCGUCUAUAACGUCCAUGAAACAGGCCUGUCAAUAGUUCAAAGCAAGAUACCGCAUGUGAUCGGACGAAAAGGAAAGCGGCAAAUAGCAGCAAUAACAUCCGCUGAAAGAGGUUCAACGAUUACAAUCAUUGCCUGUAUGAGUGCUGGUGGCGAUUAUGUACCACCCUUAAUUAUUUUUCCUCGAACCAACAUGACGCAAACUUUAAUGAAAGGAAGUCCUCCAGGUUCUAUUGGCCGUGCUCAUCCCUCUGGUUGGGUUCAAAGCAAUAUUUUUACAGAGUGGUUUUCUCAUUUCAUAAGCCAUACGAAACCAACUAAAGAGUCACCAGUUUUGCUUGGUUUGGACGGUCAUUACAGUCAUGUUAGAAACAUAGAUGUUAUUAAUUUGGCUAGAGAAAACCAUGUCACCAUUGUUUGCUUUCCUCCUCACUCAACACAUAAAUUACAGCCUUUGGACAAAACAUUCAUGGGACCUCUCAAAGAAUACUACAGCGAGGAAGUAAGGCAGUGGCUUCGACACUCUGGCCGGCCAUUAACUCCUUACGACAUAAUGGAGUUAUUUGGCAAAGCUUAUUUGAAAGUUCAAACAGGAGAAAUAGCUGUCAAUGGGUUCAGGGCUACGGGAUUGUAUCCUUUGAAUAAAAAACCUGCAGCACAGCAGCCUAUGUUGAUCAGACACCACCGGCCAGUAUCUUAUGCACAAGUGUAA
Molecule: messenger RNA, 1460 nt
Organism: Agrilus planipennis (emerald ash borer)
Lineage: Eukaryota; Metazoa; Arthropoda; Insecta; Coleoptera; Buprestidae
Exons: 3
Coding region: 210-1460 (416 amino acids)
Cellular component (GO): nucleus
Molecular function (GO): DNA binding
Source: RefSeq, a predicted model, not a curated record